GGCUGUAAAAAACCCCGGCGCUGUCUGCUGUGACGGUCAUGCUUAGUUUGGUCAGGAAACUGCAAUCCAAUUCCCCUCCAUGUAGCACGUCUGUUGGACGGCUCGGAUGGAACGCGACGAAGAGCGAAUUGGGGGUUGGGGCAGUUUUUACAAAAAGGAUGAUGCUGGGCCAUCUCGGCACCGCGAGUACAAUAAUGUGAAUCACUGGAGCCUGGCAGCUUUUACACCAGCACAAUCAGCCGCUGGUUGAGGAAGUGGGGCCCGUUGACUAUGGAAAUGAGCUAUCGACGUCCUCUGUCAUCUCUGAAUACAUGCUGCCGAUGAAGAGCUCCGGAUCCGUCAUGGCGCUGUCGUUGUUCCCACAGCAGCCUGAUGGCCCCUCUCGGCAAACGGCUGAGAGCAAACACUCCUGUGGCCGCUGUGGUGACCAGACAUACCUGCUCUCUGACACGGAUGGAGAUGACAGAGCUCCAGGAGGGCCUGGAGACCUGCGGGAGAUAGUGUUCGUCAUCCAGAGUCAAAGCAACUCCUUCCAUGUGAGGCAGGCAGAAAGACGGAGAGCAGACUUACUGAAGCAGGCGCACAGUCUCGCCGAGAAACCACCGGUGGUUUUGCUCUCUCACACCUUAUCAGAUCACGAAGGAGACUGGAGCAUCCUUCCUCUGCUGCCCAACUUAUCGUACUCCUUUGGGAAAAACUCCUCAUGGUUUGUAUUCCUUGAGGAGGAAACCCAUGUGAAGCUGACUAAGCUGGUUGAAGUCCUUGCGAAAUUCAACAAGAAAAAUGAGUGGUUUCUUGGGAAGCCCCUCCACGACGAGGAGUCCACCAUCAUUCAUCACUACGCCUUCGCAGAGAAUCCCUCUAUCUUUAAAUAUCCAGACUUUGCUGCCGCUUGGGCCGUAAGCACGCCGCUUGUUGUGCGGCUUGCAAACAAGGUGAAAAAUGAGCCGCUUAAAUCUGACUUCACCAUCGACCUGAAACAUGAGGUCGCUUUGUACAUCUGGGACAACGGGAACGGCCCUCCCCUCACCGCCGUCCCUGAGCUGUGCACUGAGCCGGAGGACUCCCACGAGACCCGCCACUGUGCCACCACUCUGAGGACCGAGCCGGCUCUGUGUGGGGAGCCUGUUAAUAAAGAAGAUGUGUUUGUGGCUGUGAAAACGUGUAGGAAGUUUCACAAUAAAAGAGUUCCAGUGAUAAAGAAGACUUGGGAAAAGGAUGCUUUCUUUUUAGAGUACUACAGUGACUACGCCGAUGCUUCGAUACCAACCAUUAAUUUAGGAGUCCCAAAUACCGAAAGAGGCCACUGUGGGAAAACCUUUGCAAUCCUCCAACGGUUUGUAAGCGGAGCCGUCCCAGAGACCAAGUGGCUCCUUGUCGUGGAUGAUGACACGCUUAUCAGUCUCUCCCGACUUCAAGGCUUGCUGAGCUGUUACGACCCCUCUGAACCAGUGUGUCUAGGGGAGCGGUACGGCUACGGACUGAGCCAAGGCGGCUACAGCUACAUCACGGGAGGUGGAGGGAUGGUGUUCAGCAGGGAGGCUGUGGUGCGACUGCUCGACAGCGGAUGCAAGUGCUACAGCAACGACGCGCCGGAUGACAUGGUGCUGGGAAUGUGCCUCAAUGCCCUCGAACUCCCCGUCACACACAGCCCCCUCUUCCACCAGGCACGCCCGGAGGACUAUGCCAGAGACUUCUUAGCACAUCAGGUGCCCAUCUCCUUCCAUAAACACUGGAACAUCGACCCCGUCGCUGUUUACAACAAAUGGCUUAAAGGGGACUUGCAGGCGAAAGCUUCGGAUGGACUUAAGACGGACGCUAAGACAGAGUUAUAAUCGGCACACUCAUACAGCGCGCCCAUAUGAGUGUGCAUGUAUGAAGAGUCUGUGUGUGUGUGUGUGUGUGUGUGUGUGUGUGUGUGUGUGUGUGUGUGUGUGUGUGUGUGUGUAUUCUAGAGUCAUGGAACUGAAACCAUUUCCUUCACAGAUAUCAAUGUUUUUGUAUUGUUGGUGUUGAAGUGUUUUAAAGGGAGACCGUGACUUAAUCGGUAAGUGUCUUCAUGGAAUGAGAUGCAUGUUGGUUGGAUGUUGGUUUGGAAUUAUAAAUAUAAUAAGUGUAUAUUUAUAUCAUAUGAUUAAUUUGAAUCUUACAAAGGAGAAUUUUCUUCUCUGGGAGAUAAAAAAAAGGGUCUAAUGCUGUACAGGGGGCUCUAUUUUGCCAUAAAGAUAUAGAACUGAGACUGAAUUGUUUUGUUAUGCUUUUCUAUUUGUUUGGAGGCUUAUUACAGGAUUUAGUUUAAAUGUAUAAAUUAAAAGGUUCAUUGGAGCCACAACUGAGAUAGUGAAAGAUGAACUGUUUUAGAGCAGCUUAAAGGCAUUAAAGCUUUCUGAAGGAGGC
Gasterosteus aculeatus aculeatus (three-spined stickleback) is the source of this 2397-nucleotide messenger RNA. It is a transcript of the gene b3glcta, whose product is annotated as beta 3-glucosyltransferase a. Gene Ontology annotation, molecular function: glycosyltransferase activity. The record is from RefSeq and is a predicted model, not a curated record. Gene Ontology annotation, cellular component: membrane. NCBI's taxonomy places the organism in Eukaryota, Metazoa, Chordata, Actinopteri, Perciformes, Gasterosteidae.